Cricetulus griseus (Chinese hamster) is the source of this 439-nucleotide messenger RNA. The record is from RefSeq and is a predicted model, not a curated record. NCBI's taxonomy places the organism in Eukaryota, Metazoa, Chordata, Mammalia, Rodentia, Cricetidae.
AUGGAGCUGGAGAAGGGACUGACCGGCCUCAUCCUGGUCAUCUUUCUUCUUCAAGGUACUGUGGCCCAGUCAAAACAAGAAAGCCAUUUGGUAAAAGUGGAUGACAAUCGAGGAGAUGGUUCUGUGCUUCUGACCUGUGACUUGAAAGACAAGACCAUCAUGUGGCUUAAAGAUGGGAACACAAUAAGUACCCCCAAUGCAACUAAAAACACGUGGAAUCUGGGAAGUAUUACCAAAGACCCUCGAGGCACUUUUUGGUGUCAAGGAGCAAAGGACAAGUCAAAGCCACUCCAAGUGUAUUACAGAAUGUGUGAGAACUGCAUUGAGCUAAAUAUAGGCACCAUAUCCGGUUUUAUCUUCGCUGAAAUCAUUAGCAUUUUCUUCCUUGCUGUUGGUGUAUACUUCAUUGCUGGGCAGGAUGGAGUUCGACAGUCAAGAG